Funneliformis mosseae is the source of this 693-nucleotide messenger RNA. NCBI's taxonomy places the organism in Eukaryota, Fungi, Glomeromycota, Glomeromycetes, Glomerales, Glomeraceae. The record is from the annotation of a GenBank genome assembly.
AUGCAACGAUUUUUUAUCAAAAGGAAUGAAGUCCAUAAAUUACGGAAAUUUGUGUUGCCUUCAAGAGAUAUAGUAACGCAUGAUCAAUGGAUUGAAGAUGAUCAUAUUAAGGAACGCGUAGCUAGUGAAAUUACUGAUAUCCUUUUACAGGAGAUUAGGCUGAACGCACUUCGAAGAGUUUCUGAGGGAUCUGAGAAUACACUAGUAGAAAUUAUAGCUCGUUUAAUAGACAUGGCUAUUAAAGCCAGUAAAAGUCGCAAAGUUCAGCAAAAAAGUGGAUCAAGAGGAGAUAAACCAGAUCUUAUGUUUCGUGCUUACCUUCGCCAAAAGUGGAAAGAAAUCGUUUUCUUUGAAAGCGGGAAAUGGAAUGCUGAUGAAGAUAAAAUCUGUCACGACCAUAAUAAAUUAGUGCAACUUUGUUUGGAUGGGUUUAAAGAACUUGUAAAGAAAUGCACGAAAGAAACCUUCUAUCAAAAUUAUAUAGGAUUCGGUAUUAAUAUUGCAGCAAAAAUACCCCUUGGUAAAGAGUCAGUUGAGGAAGUUGAAGAGUUCGUUCAUGCUCUAUUAGUUUUGCGAAAUGGGGUUAUCGUAAAUUUACAGAGUAUUGUAAAUAGUUUUCAAAAAAGAUCAAGAAAGACGAGUGAUGUAAAUCCUCCUCCACGUGAAGCUGGAAGAUUAAGCAAGAAAAAAUAG